Molecule: messenger RNA, 1038 nt
Organism: Cuscuta epithymum
Lineage: Eukaryota; Viridiplantae; Streptophyta; Magnoliopsida; Solanales; Convolvulaceae
Source: the annotation of a GenBank genome assembly
UUUUUUCGCGGCUCCGCCGUUCUGUAUUCUCGCAUUAUUAUUAUUACUCUCGGAUUUAUUAUUCAAUUUUCCGAUUCAAUUCGCUUCCUACCUAGAGAAUGGACGAUUUGGUUUCGUUUCAAGACAACAAAUGGGACCUCCCCGAUUUCGGUUGCUUCGUCGACGACGUUUCUCCCAGCCCCGAUCUUUUAUGUGAUCAUCAUUCCGUUUCCUUGAGAUCUUCAGCAGAAGUGGAUACAUCACAUCAUGGUGCUACAUCUCAAGGAAAUGAAUAUUUGCAAUCAGAACACCAGAGAAAGAGGGGACGCUUGGAUUCAUGCAUUAAAUCGGGAAGCAAAGCUUGCCGUGAGAAAGUUAGAAGACAAAAUUUGAAUGAUAGAUUUGCAGAGCUUUGCUCUGUUCUCGAACCAGAAAGACCUGUAAAAACAGACAAAGUGGCAAUACUUGGGGAUGCCGUUAAAGUUAUAAGGCAGUUAAAGACUGAUUCUCAAGAGUAUUCAGAAGUGAACGAGAAGCUUUUGGAAGAGAUUAAAACUUUAAAGGCUGAGAAGAAUGAGCUGCGGAAAGAGAAAAUGACACUUAAGGUAGAUAAAGAGAGAUUAGAGCAGCAGUUGAAAGCAAUGACUGCACCGCCUGCUGGUUUUGUGCCACCUCAUCCUGCUGUAUAUCAUCCCAGACCUGAUAAUGUCACAGUUUUCCCCAGUUAUGGUUACCUUCCAAUGUGGCACUAUGCAACACCACCUGCCCGUGAUUCAUCUCAAGAUCAUAAGCUCUGGUCACCUGCUGCUUGAUUCUUUUGUAGAUUAUUAUAUGUUCUAUUGGCCUUCAAUGUUCUUGUAAAUAUUGGUAGUGCUUCCCAUUUACAAGCUGGCCUUGUCUCUAACUCCAUUCUUCUCAUUGAAGUUUGUAUAUACUAUAUUUCGUGUUCUAGAUGGAGGUUACUUUAAUUUACAAUAGUUUGGUUUUCAUCAAGUCUUCAAUUUCUUCAAUCAACUGCAAUUGUUUUUUUCUUAUUCUGUCUUUUUUCAUGUCACUCUA